Molecule: messenger RNA, 2388 nt
Organism: Epithele typhae
Lineage: Eukaryota; Fungi; Basidiomycota; Agaricomycetes; Polyporales; Epitheliaceae
Product: 2-isopropylmalate synthase
Exons: 5
Coding region: 1-2388 (795 amino acids)
Biological process (GO): L-leucine biosynthetic process
Cellular component (GO): mitochondrion
Molecular function (GO): 2-isopropylmalate synthase activity
Source: RefSeq, a predicted model, not a curated record
AUGCCCAUGCUCGCGGACCCCUCCAUCAAGUACAAGCCGUACACUCCGCUCGACUUCCCUGAUCGCCAGUGGCCCUCAAAGGUCAACCGGAUUCCACCUAUAUGGCUGUCUACCGACCUCCGCGAUGGUAACCAAGCCCUCGCAAACCCCAUGACUAUCGCACAGAAGAUGGUGUUCUUCGACGCCCUCGUCAAGUGUGGGUACAAGGAGAUUGAAGUUGCGUAUCCGGCCGCGAGUGACACCGACUUCAACUUCGUACGGAUGCUCAUCGAGCAAGGGAAGGUGCCUGAUGAUGUCUGGCUGCAGGUUCUUACCCCUGCAAGGGAAGACCUGAUUAAACGUACAGUGGACGCCGUCGCAGGCUCAAAGCGCGCAAUUAUCCACAUGUACAAUGCUACUUGCUGCCUCUUCCGCGAGGUCGUAUUCAAGAACUCGCAGGAGGAAACCGUCAAGCUCGCAGUGAAGCACACGGAGAUCGUCAGGAAACUCACGGAUGAAUGCACCGCGAAGACAGGAACGAUUUUCCGGUACGAGUACAGUCCAGAAACGUUUUCGCAAACAGAGCCGGCAUUCGCUCUGGAGGUGUGUGAGGCCGUGAAAAAAGCAUGGGGAAGAGCUGGUCCCGCACAUGACGACAGGAUCAUUUUCAACCUUCCUGCUACAGUGGAGAUUGGUCCUCCGAACCACUAUGCUGAUCUGGUCGAGUACUUCUGUCGCCAUAUCUCUGAACGCGAAAAGAUCUUCAUCAGCCUUCACCCGCACAAUGACCGAGGAACCAGCGUCGCCGCUGCUGAACUGGGGAUGAUGGCGGGCGCGGACCGAAUUGAAGGCUGCUUGUUCGGAAAUGGGGAACGCACUGGGAACGUUGACUUGGUCACCCUUGCCUUGAACUUCUUCACCCAAGGCGUCCACCCUCAAGUUGACCUCAGCGAUAUCCAAGCUAUCAUCGACGUCGUCACUGCUUGCAACGACCUUCCCGUGCACCCCCGCCACCCAUAUGGGGGCGAGCUUGUCUUCACCGCGUUUUCGGGCUCUCACCAGGACGCCAUCAAAAAAGGUUUCGAGGCCCAACGCAUUCGUCACGAAGCUGCUGCUGCGAAGGGCGAGCUACAAAUAUGGGACAUGCCUUACCUCCCUGUCGACCCUGCCGAUCUCGGAUGCAACUAUGAGGCUGUCAUCCGAGUCAACGCUCAGUCCGGCAAGGGUGGUAUCGCAUACCUCGUACAGCAACAUUUGGGUUUGGACAUGCCGCGCAAAAUGCAAAUCUCGUUCUACUCUGUCAUCCAGGAAAUCGCGGACCGCGAGGCUCGCGAGAUGACUGUCGAGGACAUUACUACUGCGUUCCGCAAUACCUACCGUUUCGGUGGUUCCGCCUACGAAGGUCGUCUAGUCCUGAGGUCAUUCAAAGUCACUUCAGAACAAACUGUCGACGGCGAGGCUGCGGACGAGCGGCGACAACUGGAUGGCACCAUCUCCGUUGACGGCUCGCUGCGCGUCAUCCGUGGCGACGGCAACGGUCCCCUAUCCGCCUUCCUCGAUGCCCUAAAGACCCAUCUCAACAUCGACCUUUCUGUACGCGAGUACUCAGAACACACGAUUGGCAAGGAUCAAAACGCCAAAGCAGCAUCCUACGUCGAGCUCGUCCCACAGGGCGCAGACAUCAAGGACACGCGCCGCUCAACCGAGUCCUACUGGGGCGUCGGCGUGGACGCUGACAUCGCCUCGUCAGGCCUCCGCGCCGUCCUCUCCGCCGUCAACCGCGCGAUAGGGGACCGUGUCCUGCCCGAGCUCAAGCUCAACCUCGGCUUCUCCGCGUCCUCGGGCCAGGCGGACAUCGCCUCCGCGAUCCUCCUCUCCCUGCGGCUCGAGCUUCCUCGGCGGCUCCAGGCGUCCUUCUACGAGGUCGUGCAGCGCGCGGCGCGCAAGACGGGCGACGCGAUCGGCUACGACGCGCUCGUCGCCCUCUUCCGCGAGACGUACGGCUACGACGAGACUGAGGGCGAGGGCCGCUUCGCCGUCAAGCGCUUCAACGUGGCCAGUGUCGACUCGGGCCGCGCGAAGCUCUCGGGCGAGUUCAUCAUCAACGGCAAGGCCGUCGCGCUUGAGGGCGAGGGAACCGGCCCUCUUUCUGCGGCGGUCGAGGCGGUGAACCGUGGUCUCGAUGGGCGGGUGUCAAUCAAGGAGUACGUCGAGCACUCGAUUGGUGAAGGCUCGGACGUCAAGGCCGCGUCGUACGUCGAGGUGGCCUAUGAAGGCCCGGGCGGCAAGCCCAAAUUCACGGCGUGGGGCGUUGCGAUUGACCAGGACAUCACAGCCUCCGGGUUGAAGGCGGUGUUGGCGGCGACAAGGGGCGUCGAAAACGCUGACAAGGCGGCAAACGAGGCGUAG